UAGGCAUGCUAUAUAUUUGACUAAUAAUUUUAUGUGGUACAACUUCAGAAACAAUGAGACAAAUUCACUUCUGCGCAUUGACAAUUUUGGCUGUUUUGCCACUUUUUUUGAAUGCAGCUAACAUUGUAUUUUUUAUUAAUGCAAUUGGGAAAAGUCACCUGGAUUUUGGAGAUUCACUUAUUGAUAGUUUGAAGGAAAAAGGACAUACUGUGGAUCUUGUAAUAGCUCGAAUAAAUGAUCUGGCUAAAGGAAAUGAAAACAGUAAAGCUGACAGAUUCUACACACUUGGUUUCAAAAAUGGCAGUAGCUGGCAUAAAUUGAACCAUUUGACAAGUCCAUUCGAGAAUAAUCCUUUUCCAAUUGACGGUUUCCGACAAUAUACUCUAAUUGGAAAUCAACUGUGUGAAAUUGCUCUCCAUGACGAAAAACUCCAUCAAUUCCUAUCCGAAAAAAGCUAUGACGUGGGAGUUGUUUCAGUUUUUGAUUAUUGUGGAAUUGGGAUUCUAAACAAAGCUGGAGUUUCUUCAAUUACAACUUUCAAUGCAGUACCUCUGAUGUCAAUUCAGACAGUAACAAUUGGACUUCCGAAUAUUGCUUCUCAAGUUGUUCCAUUAUUCUAUACAUUCGAUUUGGCAACACUAAGCGGAAAACUAUGGAAUCUGAUAACCUGGGCUCACAUCAACUUCCAUCAAAUCCCAACUCUCCGAAAAGAGCAAGAAUUAUUGUUCCAGAAAGUCUAUGGACCCAGUUUCAGUAUUAAUGAGGUCAUCGACAAAGUUGAUUUAUCAUUUGUGAACUCUAAUGAGAUAAUGGAAACACCAAUGCUUAUUAAUCACCGGAUUCAAUAUAUUGGAGGAAUCAACUUGAAAACUCCAAAACCAGUUGACCACCACCUUGACAAUUUACUUUCAAAGUCAUCAAAUGGAACUAUUAUCUUCAGUUUUGGCACUCAGAUUCCAGGAGCAGUUUACCCUCGAUAUGCAGUUAGGAAUUUUGUGAAGGUGUUUAAAAAGUACCCAGAAUACACAUUCCUAUGGAAAUAUAAUGUGCAACCUGGAGAGGAGAAGCUGUUCGAGGAUGCGGAAAAUGUUAUUCUGUUGGAUUGGCUGCCGCAGACAGAUCUGCUUUACGAUCCACGUGUAAUUGGAUUUAUUUCCCAUGUUGGUUUGAACUCAUUCAAUGAGGCAUCAUAUGCUGGAAAACCUAUCAUCGCGAUUCCUCUAUUUGCCGAUCAACCUCAUAACGCAAGAAAUGGUGUCGCUCGAGGAACAACCUAUUUAUUGAAUAAAUCGAAACUGUCAGAAGAAAGCAUUGAAAAUGGACUACGAGCAAUUUUAUUCGACAAAUCUUACACCGAAAGCGCAAGAAAACUUCAGAAGAUGUUAGUUGAGAAGCCUACAAAACCAAAGGAUCGAUUUGUUGAAUGGAUGGAAUACGCAGCAGUAAAUCCAGGACUUCAUAAAAUAUUCGCACUUCCCGGAGCUAAAAUGGGGAAUAUCGAGUAUUAUUGUGUGGAUACUAUUGUUUUUAUAGCGUUUUCAUGUGUAACUUUUACUUAUAUAUUUUUUAAAAUGGCGAAAUUUUCUUUGUCUUUUAUCCGCCUGGUAAAGAAACCAAAGCACGAAUAGAGCGUUUAGAAUGUAAUUAAACUUAUAAAAUUCGGGUUAAUUUAAUGUACAUGUUUAUGUUGUGAAUGAAUUAUUCAAUUUCAUGGUU
Molecule: messenger RNA, 1716 nt
Organism: Caenorhabditis elegans
Lineage: Eukaryota; Metazoa; Nematoda; Chromadorea; Rhabditida; Rhabditidae
Gene: ugt-51
Product: glucuronosyltransferase
Exons: 6
Coding region: 54-1628 (524 amino acids)
Cellular component (GO): membrane
Molecular function (GO): glucuronosyltransferase activity; UDP-glycosyltransferase activity
Source: RefSeq, marked reviewed